CGCAGAUAAUUAAUUUUCUUCAAUCAGAGAUUUUGAAACCCUAAUCCGAUUUCCAGAUCCAACAAGCUCUGCUCAUUUCUCAGCUUGUAGCAUUUGCGAAGUAUGGGAGACGCUAGAGACAACGAAGCCUACGAGGAGGAGCUUUUGGACUAUGAAGAAGAAGACGAGAAGGUCCCAGAUUCAGGAAAUAAAGUUAACGGCGAAGCCGUGAAAAAAGGUUACGUGGGAAUACACAGUUCUGGAUUCAGAGACUUCCUCCUAAAACCGGAGCUUCUCCGAGCUAUCGUUGACUCAGGAUUUGAACAUCCAUCUGAAGUUCAACAUGAAUGUAUCCCUCAAGCUAUCUUGGGCAUGGAUGUUAUUUGCCAAGCAAAAUCUGGUAUGGGGAAGACUGCUGUGUUUGUGCUGUCUACUCUUCAACAGAUUGAACCUUCUCCUGGACAAGUUUCUGCACUUGUCUUGUGCCAUACAAGGGAGCUGGCUUACCAGAUCUGCAAUGAGUUCGUGCGAUUCAGUACCUAUCUGCCUGAUACAAAGGUUUCGGUGUUCUAUGGUGGAGUCAACAUUAAAAUUCACAAAGACUUGUUGAAGAAUGAAUGUCCUCACAUUGUUGUUGGUACACCUGGUCGUGUGCUUGCACUUGCCAGGGACAAAGAUCUCUCUUUGAAAAAUGCGAGGCAUUUUAUUCUUGACGAGUGUGAUAAAAUGCUCGAGUCACUUGACAUGCGGAGGGAUGUGCAGGAGAUUUUCAAGAUGACUCCUCAUGACAAACAAGUAAUGAUGUUCUCAGCAACUCUCAGCAAAGAGAUACGCCCAGUCUGCAAGAAAUUUAUGCAAGAUCCAAUGGAAAUAUAUGUUGAUGAUGAAGCCAAGUUGACUCUUCAUGGACUUGUCCAGCACUACAUCAAACUGAGCGAGAUGGAGAAAAACCGCAAGCUGAAUGACCUUCUUGAUGCGUUGGACUUUAAUCAAGUUGUCAUAUUUGUGAAGAGCGUGAGCAGAGCUGCGGAGCUGAACAAGUUGCUGGUAGAAUGCAAUUUCCCCUCAAUAUGCAUCCACUCUGGCAUGUCUCAAGAAGAGAGGUUGACCCGAUACAAAAGUUUCAAGGAAGGGCACAAGAGGAUCCUUGUGGCCACUGACUUGGUGGGAAGAGGCAUUGACAUUGAGCGUGUCAACAUUGUUAUCAACUAUGACAUGCCAGAUUCUGCUGAUACAUAUCUUCACAGGGUUGGGAGAGCUGGUAGAUUUGGAACCAAGGGUCUUGCUAUUACAUUUGUUGCAUCUUCCUCAGACUCAGAGGUUCUUAAUCAGGUGCAAGAUAGGUUUGAGGUUGAUAUAAAGGAACUCCCUGAGCAGAUUGAUACCUCCACAUAUAUGCCGUCAUAAACAAGUAGCAUCUUCUCUCAGGAAGAACCUCUUCAGAUUUCAACCUUGUAGGGGUCAUGGGGGUUCACAGCUAUCUCUCACUCGUUUGCUGCUGUUGUAGUCUUUUCUAUUGUGGACAAGUUUUUCCAUAUAUCUAGACCAUUUGUAACUCUUUAAAAAUGAGAUUCAGCUACUCUCCAAAGCACGCAGUUCAGAGCUGUCCUGUUUUUUGUACAAGAGAUUGAUAUGUUUUAAAUCUCAGGGUUUAGUGUUAACUUGGUUACUGUUUCGUUGUUUCUUUAAUUAAAAUGCAAAACCAUUCGCAUUGAAUGUUGCUAAGGA
Camelina sativa (false flax) is the source of this 1707-nucleotide messenger RNA. RefSeq names its product DEAD-box ATP-dependent RNA helicase 15. NCBI's taxonomy places the organism in Eukaryota, Viridiplantae, Streptophyta, Magnoliopsida, Brassicales, Brassicaceae. The record is from RefSeq and is a predicted model, not a curated record. Gene Ontology annotation, molecular function: ATP binding; RNA helicase activity; nucleic acid binding.